AUGCCGACGUCAGGGGAUCCUGCGGGCCCUCUGCGUGUCUCUCAGCGCCGGCCCCAGGCCUGCCGAGAGUGCACGAAGCGGAAGCGAAAAUGUGACAAGGAAGUCCCUUGCUCAAGAUGCAGACGGCUCAAUCUGCACUGCUCGGUGGAAACUGUUCAGUUGCGUCGGAACACCGUGCAACACGCAUCUGAAAUCCAAUUUCUGGCUUCUGUAUUGGCGGAUCUAGACUCUUUUUCGGCUGAUCAACUACCUGGUAUUAUCAGAAAAGUGCGAGAUAGAAUCUCUAAGCUCCAAACUGGACAAAAUAUCGGAUUGGAUGACAACAGCAGCAGUGCUGUGCCGGAUGACUCGUUAGCGUCCAAAUGCGAAGACGAUAAAGGUGUACAGAAUAUUUUUACUGAACUACCUUCUGAAAGUACUGAAACACCACUUCUCACCGCGAUUGAGCAUCUUGCUUGGGGUCGAAACUCAGCAGGAUGCUUUCCCCAUAGGCGAUGCGGGUGUCAGUAUCGCAGGGAAACCCCCAGGCAACUUUCUAUGAAUAGUGAAGAGUUCCGAAUACAUGGCUCCUCGCUAGAAUCUAUAGUUUUUGUACCAAAGGCUGCUGAUGCUGAGAAACUGGUCAAAUUUCACAUUGGCCACAUUUCAUGGCAUCACAAUUGUUUUCAUGGACCGACAUUCCUAGACCAAUGUGAUGUCUUUUGGAAAACUGGAAGAUGCGACCACCCACUCUGGAUGGCUCUUUAUUUCUCUGUGCUAAGCUGUACUGUUAAUUCUAUACAGCACAGCGACAAGUUGAGACAGCUUAUCGAUGUGGAUCUUGAUACAAUGCAAUCUGCCCAGCAAUUGUUCUCCGCAAUGGUCCAGACACUCUACAGCUCUCACUUCUUAAACAAUCUUUCUAUAUACUCUGUCCAGGCCAUUUUGAUCUCCACAGAGAUUGCGCACAAUCUCGGUCUAAGCCAGUUGAAUGCGACUCUCUUUAAUGCCGCUGUGCGUAUUGCCGAGUGUCUUGGGAUGCACAAAAUUAAAAAUCAUCCCAAGGCAGUGACAGAAACAAGAGAUCAAUGGGAAGAGCAGGUCGAAAGGGAGGUUGGAAGAAGAGUAUGGUGUCAGAUGCUCAUCCAAGAUCACUUUGCUAUUCCCUUCACCGACACAUAUAGUAUCUCUCCGUGGCACUUCUCGACAGGCCGUCCAUUAAAUGCCGACGACCACGACCUGUCCGAACUACCAGUCAGCACCCCAACAAUAAGUAGCUAUGUCCGAACCCUCGUCGACCUCGCGGCAUUGAUGCCCGGCCUAGUCGACGGGCUUGGCCCAAUGAACAGACGCAAAUCCCAUCAAGAACAAUACGAACACGUUCUCCGGAUUGAUCAAAAAAUGCGAUCAAUUGUCAAAAAGAUACCCUCCUUUCUUCUGCGGCCUGAUACGCUCAAGGAGGCUCAAAUUCCAUGGCUGAGCAUCGCCCGAAGAAGCCUUGCUAUCACAGCCGCCGAAAAAAUCAUCAUGAUCCAUCGUGUAUUUCUUUUCCACUCCUUUCACGACCCAAAAUAUAUUCAUUCACGACGCACAUGUGUUGCAGCUGCGAUGACAAUUCUGCGUGAGCAUGAGAUCAUCGUCGAAGAGGGCGAGCCUUCCAUAUGGACACAUACAGCCUUUGCUAUCACGGCCGCCGUUAUCCUCUGUUUUGAGAUUAAUGCAGUCAACGAGAAUCCAGAAAAGAAAACGGUUGAGACGUAUAGAGCCGCCAUCGUUGCAGCCCGCGACCGUCUUGCAGCAAGAGCUGGAGACGUUUUCGCUCAACGAGGCGUUGCACUUAUCAAUGCGAUCAGUAUUUCAGAGCAAUCAGCUUACUAUCCGUCGCAACCAGCGCAACUCUAUCCGCCACAGCCAGCACAGCAUACAUCAAUUGAUUUCCAUAGAGUGUUUGCCAACUUCUCCACUUUAAGCAAGGCAGCGGCGAUCCCCUACAUGGAUGAAAUGACGCCGGGCAAAUUUUCAGAUACUAUCUCUGAGGGUCUUCCCUCAGGUGACAUGGAUGAGAUGCAAUUGGGUUGGAACCAAGAUGAAACUGACUUUGACAGCUGGUUCAAAGGAAUUUUCAACAACUUCCCGGGUACCCAGUUAUAG
Penicillium taxi is the source of this 2130-nucleotide messenger RNA. RefSeq lists its product as uncharacterized. Bases 1 to 2130 code for a protein of 709 amino acids. Lineage: Eukaryota; Fungi; Ascomycota; Eurotiomycetes; Eurotiales; Aspergillaceae. The transcript is spliced from 2 exons. Gene Ontology annotation, biological process: regulation of DNA-templated transcription. The record is from RefSeq and is a predicted model, not a curated record. Gene Ontology annotation, molecular function: zinc ion binding; DNA-binding transcription factor activity, RNA polymerase II-specific.